This is a messenger RNA of Xiphophorus maculatus (southern platyfish), 946 nucleotides long. It is a transcript of the gene eve1, whose product is annotated as homeobox even-skipped homolog protein 1-like. Lineage: Eukaryota; Metazoa; Chordata; Actinopteri; Cyprinodontiformes; Poeciliidae. Bases 1 to 840 code for a protein of 279 amino acids. Gene Ontology annotation, cellular component: nucleus. The record is from RefSeq and is a predicted model, not a curated record. Gene Ontology annotation, molecular function: RNA polymerase II cis-regulatory region sequence-specific DNA binding; DNA-binding transcription factor activity, RNA polymerase II-specific. The transcript has 3 exons. Gene Ontology annotation, biological process: regulation of transcription by RNA polymerase II.
AUGACUUAUCCUCUUACAGCCUUAAGACUGGGCUUGACUUGGAAAAAGCUGAACAUCCCUGACACAAACAAACAUCACGACCAGUCAUUGUCACGAAGCGGUGCGGUGAGGGUUGGUGAGGCAGACGCAGCGGACCCAGUGGCGGAAGGCAGACAGACAGCAGUCCGGGGUGCUGUGGUCACCCCGGACAGCAGCCCGGAGCAACAGCAGGGCUCGCUGGACCCCAGUAGGCGGCACCGGACGGCCUUCACCCGGGAUCAGGUGUCCCGACUGGAGCAGGAGUACCGCAAUGAGAGUUAUGUGUCCCGGGCUCGGCGCUGCGAGCUGGCCGCAGCACUCAACCUUCCAGAGACUACGAUAAAGGUGUGGUUCCAGAACAGGCGUAUGAAGGACAAACGUCAGAGGCACUCCUUACCUUGGUCUCACCCACUCAUCAACCCACUGGGCACACUGCUGAUGGGUCAUGCUUCUCCAUCUUCUAACCUGAUUUACCCGUUUUCCACAUCCCAACUGCCCCACCUACCUUUUCAGCACUACUGUCCACUGACUUUUUCCAGUAUGAUAAAUGGUCCACACAGUGCACUAAUGAAGCAGCCAGAGCGUUUCUCCCUUUCCCAACAACACAACAAGCCUGGGGAGGGGCCUCCAACAGCAGUACUUGUUUAUCCCUCUCCUGGCGUCAUGCACCAUCAUGUCUCAAGUCAUUGCUCCUUUUGCCCUCAGUGGGGACAACAAGAUCUUCAUAAGGUCCAGUGGGAAAUGAAGGGACUGAGCCAUGCCAACAACUCUGCAGCCAAAAAACAGACUGGUUCCCUGCAACAGAGGGAAGAAAAAGUGUGAAUGCAUCUAAGAAAAACUACAACUGCAACAAUCAAAACUGAAAGAGAAGAGCAAGGCAGAAGAAGUGUUGACAUCAGAAUCUAAAACAAUCACAGUUAAACCCAGA